Messenger RNA from Cimex lectularius (bed bug), 3985 nucleotides. RefSeq names its product oxysterol-binding protein-related protein 2. The transcript has 23 exons. Gene Ontology annotation, cellular component: intracellular membrane-bounded organelle; cytosol; membrane. Gene Ontology annotation, molecular function: sterol binding; protein binding. NCBI's taxonomy places the organism in Eukaryota, Metazoa, Arthropoda, Insecta, Hemiptera, Cimicidae. The coding region runs from base 227 to 3319 and encodes 1030 amino acids. The record is from RefSeq and is a predicted model, not a curated record.
UACACGAACCCAGAUAAGGACGAACCUUUCAAAUGGUAAACUGUUUCCUUUCAAAAGGAGUUUUCUUUUAAUUUUUGCUGAAAUUCCCUUGGCCGUCGUCGCUGAGGUCAAACUUAAAUCUUCUCACCCCCUUCACAGGCUCUCGGUGCCAUGAGUCAGACAAUUUCUUAUCGCAUUAUUUAUCGUUUUUAUAGACAUUUUUAACAUAUUUACAUGACCAGUGACAAUGGUCGAGAACUUGAAUGAACUGGAACUGUGUGAAAUGCUCCUCCACACCUCCAGGAAUGGUGAUUUUGAGAAAGUCCAGCAACUACUGACAUCAAAGUUAAAUGGGAAAAUCGCAUUGGACAUCAACUGCAAAGGUCGGAGUAAAAGUAAUUUAGGUUGGACUCCACUUCACCUAGCCUCGUACUUCGGCCAUAAAGAUGUAGUCGAGCUGCUCCUUGACCACGGGACUGAUAUAAACGCUGUGAACGAUGCCGGAGACACUGCCCUUCACAAAGCGUCUUUCAUCGGCCGAGAGGAUUUAGUUCUUCUUCUGCUUGAAAGAAAUGCUGAUGUGAACAUUAGAAACGGAGAAGGAAAGACUGCAAAGGAAGUUGGAGUUGAGGAAGGUGAGACAAGGAAGCUUCUUGCCGCUGCUGAAAGGACUGAUUUGAUCAGAAAAGAAGAAGCCCUUUUGUCAGCAGCCAGAAAUGGUGAUCUUCAAGAAAUUCGGGAAUUGCUUAAAUCUGAAAGGCCUCCGUAUAUAAACUGCGUCGAUAGCCUAGGCAACACUUCACUACACUGUGCCUCGUAUCGCGGCCAGAAAGAAGCUGCUGUACUCCUCCUUCAGAAUGGGAUUGAUUCAACAAUUAAAAAUCUAAUAGGUCAGACCGCUUUUGAUUUAGCCAGGGAUGCUCAGAUGAGCCAAGUAUUAUGCGUUCGCCCUGUUCGCUUGCUACAAAUGACUGUGACAAGAUUUGAAGGACAACUGUUAAAACGCUCUAGGUUUCUAGGCUGGAAGCCAACAUGGACUGUUCUAGAAAGAGGAGUUCUGACCUAUUUCAAUUCAAGAGCAGAUGCUAGUUCAGGAGUGAAAAGAAGGGAUUUCAAAUAUUUAGAUGGAGGUUUGGCCGUUGCAUCAGAUUUAGCUCCGUCAGCAUUCUGUAUAGACUUUUCUGACGGAACAUCUCAUAAACUUAGUGUGCUGCUAAGCGCUGAUGAUCCAACUGGAGAACUUACUCGUCAGAAAUGGCUGGCAGCACUGUCUGACCACAUAGCUUUUAAUUCACACUAUAUGAAUCAAGGAAGAAUGCUGGAUGACAGUGAUGACGAAGACGACAUUAAACCUCUUGGAUCAAUGCAGGAUUCACUCAAUACUGCAUCAGCUAGUUAUCAAAUUUUGGAAUCUAGGCUUCAAGACAUUAGCAAUUUUUUUGAAGCUAAUCCAGUAACAUCAGAGGAGCGAUUAGUAAUUCAAAGCAUGAAAAAGUUUGAAGAGUUAACAGAAACCGCUUCAAGUAUGCUUUCUUCGUUGGACCACUGCCUUAAUUUGAUAAAGCAGCAAGAAGAAAUAAGAGUGCUUCAGUUAAAACGGGAACAAGAAAAGUGCAGGGUGCUUGAAGAAGCGCUUAAUGUCUUAGCAAAAGAGCAUCACGAGCUUGAACAGUCAAUGGUUUCACAUCUAUCACAAAGUCCCCCGCUAUCACGUAAAAAUAGCUCAGCCAGUAUUUGUAAAAGGAAUCCCCGUUUUUACGAUACGUCAGAUGACGAAUUUUAUGAUGCUUUCGAGGCUGGAGGUUCCGAAAGUGAGACACUUGUUACUGCAGGAGGGUCUGACAGUGACACACUCGUCUGCAUCCCGUCCCCCACCUCUUCAAUAGCCACUCUUGCAUCUUGUUAUUCGUUCAGAUCCGCAGCAGAAUUUUAUGAAAAUGGAGAGGAAGUGCACAGGCAAUGUCUUCCAGUACCUAUGUUCUGUCGCAAUGACUUCAGCAUAUGGUCCGUGCUGAAGAACAGCCUCGGUAAAGAGUUAAGUAAGAUCACGAUGCCGGUCGUUUUCAACGAGCCGCUCAGCUUCUUGCAGCGCAUGGUGGAGUACAUGGAGUACGCUCACCUCCUCAGGAUAGCAUCUGAACAAAGCGAUCCAGUCGAUAGAAUGCAGUACAUCUGUGCUUUUGCUGUGAGUGCUUUAGCAUCUAAUUGGGACCGGCUUGGUAAACCAUUUAAUCCUCUUCUUGGAGAAACGUACGAGUUAGAAAGAAAAGAAUACAGAGUUAUUUGUGAGCAGGUAAGCCAUCACCCUCCAAUAUCAGCGUUCCAUGCAGAUAGCGAGCACUUUAUUUUCCAUGGUUCAAUACAUCCAAAGCUCAAAUUUUGGGGUAAAAGUGUUGAGAUUCAACCAAAGGGAAUCGUGACGGUUGAACUUCCCAAAUGGGGUGAAGCCUACACAUGGUCCAACGUAAAUUGCUGCGUGCACAAUAUUGUGGUUGGAAAAUUGUGGAUAGAACAGUACGGGACCAUGGAAAUUGUAAAUACAAGUACCGGACAUAAGGGUGUACUGUCGUUCAAGCCCGCAGGUUGGUUUUCUAAAGACCUUCACAGGGUUGAAGGAUUCAUCACGGAUAAACAUAAAAAGAAGCUCAAUUUUCUCUAUGGUAAAUGGACAGAUUUUAUACGUUGUACUGACAUAUCAUCAUACGAAGACUAUUUAAAGGAGAAUGCCCACAAAUUUAGUGACCAAUUUUCCAUCUGGUUGCGUUAUGAUAGGUCUUCGGAAUCCAAAGGACCUCAAAGCAACUCGGACAGCCCAGCGCACACACCAAAGAAAGUACUCGCAAAACUCAACAGCCUCAAAGUCGGACCAUUCAAGUCGCAAAACUCAAUCGUAGAGUCUGAUGAAGGACCACCAGAAGAAGCUGCAGAAGGAGGGGAUAUACCGAAAUGUGAUUCAACGUAUUCCAUUGACAUACCCAAUUCUAGUACAUUAUGGGAAGCGACUCCCAGGCCUGCCAAUUGUUCGGAAUUCUACCAGUUCACUCUUUUUGCUAUGUCAUUAAAUGAAUUAGAACCUGGUAUGGAAAAGAAACUCUGUCCAACAGAUUGCAGGCUUAGACCAGAUAUCCGUAAAUUAGAAAAUGGUGACUUGGAUGGUGCAGCAGCGGAGAAAACAAGAUUAGAAGAGAAACAAAGAAAAGCUAGAAAAGCGAAAAAAGGAAAUGAAUGGAAGCCUAGAUGGUUUUGCCAGGGUACUAAUCCUUACACAGGACAAGAAGAUUGGCUUUACACCGGUGGUUACUGGGACAGAAACUUCGCUCCAGAUCCACAUAUAUUUUAAGUCUGUCUGAAGCCCUCUCCUUAUCUGUUAUAUAUUGAAAUGGAACCCAUGACAUAGUUUAUUAAAAAGAAAACAAAACCAUCAACCUGUAAUUAUAUGUACAAAGUUGUGACGCUAUGUUUCCAGGGUUUGUUACCUUUUGUUUAUCCUGGUCACAUAUAGUUUACGCUGGAGUUUUUACUGAAUAUAUUUUAUCCAUGAGCCUAGAAGAGGCCUAUUUUUUACAGUGUUCAUUUCAAACUUGUAAAAUUUGAUUUUAUAAUAUUCUUUUUUAGUUUUGUACAUAUUGUAUACAUAUAGUUUUUUUUUUAUAUUUAUUAAAUCACUUGUUCAUUGUAGGUUGUUACAAUGGUAUAACAAAGUACCUGAUAACUUCAUCAAAAAUGCCUAGUUAUUUGUUUAUUUUUAUAAAGAGAUACUAUUCAUUAAGUAUAUGUGGUUUUUGUUAUACAAUUAUUACAAUUUAAAGUAGUAUUUUUUUUCUCAAAUAUUAUCUAUUGUGAUAAUUUUAAGUUGGGUAUGACCUUUCUUCCCUCUAAUCAAUAUUGAGUGCCAUUUGUGUUGUCUGUGUAAAUUACCAAUAAUUAAUUACUGUUUAAGAUUAGAAAAGGUGUUUAAUGUUAGGCUUAAGAAAUAAGCUGUGAAAACUAAAUAAUACCCUGUAAA